AUGGCUGAGGAUAAAAAAACCUUUGUUGAUGAGAUAAAUAAAGUGUUGGCAAAGUCUGAAGGGCUCACCUUGAAGGAUUUGCUGUUCUCCUACCAGGGCACCCCGUAUCCUGUCACAGUGUGCAGUGCGGAAACAUUCCAAGCCCUCGAGAACCUGGAAGCCAGAAGAGAGGAUAUGGUGCUGGUGUCCUACCCCAAAUGUGGUGUGAACUGGCUUAUCCAGAUUUUAAGUGAUUUGAUAUUUACAACUAUCCAGAGUAAACCUGUAAGCGCAGAACUACCAUUUAUUGAAUGUGGAGAUCCAGAUAAAUAUCAGAGGAUGAAGCAGAUUCCGUCUCCAAGGAUUUUGGCAACACAUCUGAAUUAUGAUUGCCUCCCCAAGUCUAUUUUCAAGAACAAAGCCAAGAUACUAGUGCUGUUUCGAAACCCUAAAGAUACAGCUGUUUCAUUUUUCCAUUUCCACAACAAUGUGCCAAGUGUCCCCAGUUACAGCUCCUGGGAUGAGUUCUUCUCAGAGUUCAUGAAUGGGAAAGUCGUCUGGGGAUCCUAUUUUGAUCAUGCAGUCACCUGGAACAAACACAUUGAGGAUGAGAAUACAAUGAUCAUCAUGUAUGAAGACCUGAAAGAGAACCUGACUGCCAGUGUAAAGCAGAUAGCUGAAUUUUUUGGAUUCUCCCCAACGGCAGAGCAGAUCCAAUCCAUUGCAGACAGAGCCACUUUCCAGGCAAUGAAGGAUAAGGCUCAGGAGACUCAUGGUGCUGUUGGCUCAAUUCUUUUCCGCAAAGGUGUUGUUGGAGACUGGAAAAAUCUUUUCACUGAAGCUCAGAACCAGGAAAUGGAUGCCAAAUUCAAAAUGUGCUUAGAAGGAACUAAGCUGGGAGCGAAGUUAAAAUAUGAUGUGUACUGCAAGGCCUGA
Molecule: messenger RNA, 915 nt
Organism: Tauraco erythrolophus (red-crested turaco)
Lineage: Eukaryota; Metazoa; Chordata; Aves; Musophagiformes; Musophagidae
Gene: SULT6B1
Product: sulfotransferase family 6B member 1
Molecular function (GO): sulfotransferase activity
Source: RefSeq, a predicted model, not a curated record